Messenger RNA from Acanthisitta chloris (rifleman), 1028 nucleotides. It is a transcript of the gene TRAM2, whose product is annotated as translocation associated membrane protein 2. Gene Ontology annotation, biological process: protein insertion into ER membrane; SRP-dependent cotranslational protein targeting to membrane, translocation. The annotation marks the transcript as partial. Gene Ontology annotation, cellular component: endoplasmic reticulum membrane. The transcript has 11 exons. NCBI's taxonomy places the organism in Eukaryota, Metazoa, Chordata, Aves, Passeriformes, Acanthisittidae. The record is from RefSeq and is a predicted model, not a curated record.
CUGCAUUGCUUUUCCAGGUCACAGCGAAGACAGCCUUCCUCUUUAUCUUACCUCAGUAUAAUGUUAGUGUGCCUAUAGCAGAUGGAGAGCUGGUCCAGUACCACUAUGGGCUCAAGGAUCUGGUCACCAUCCUCUUCUACAUCUUCAUCGCCAUCAUCCUGCAUGCAGUGGUGCAGGAAUACGCUCUGGACAAAAUCAACAGACGCCUGCAUCUCUCUAAGGUCAAACACAGCAAGUUCAAUGAGUCAGGGCAGCUGGUUGCCUUCCACCUCACCUCUGUGAUUUGGUGCUUGUAUGUUGUAGUGACGGAAGGAUACAUAUCAAACCCUCGGAGUUUGUGGGAAAACUACCCCCAUGUUUAUCUUCCGUUCCAGGUGAAAUUCUUCUACCUGUGCCAGUUGGCGUACUGGCUGCAUGCCCUGCCAGAGCUCUACUUCCAAAAAGUUCGUAAGGAGGAGAUCCCACGCCAGCUGCGCUGCAUCACACUCUACCUGGUGCACAUCACUGGUGCAUACCUGCUCAACUUAACCCGCUUGGGGCUGAUCCUCUUGCUCUUGCAGUACUUAGCCGAAUUCUUCUUCCACAUGGCCCGGCUGGUCUGCUUCACAGAUGAGAACAACGAGAAGCUGUUUAAUGUCUGGGCUGUGGUGUUUGUGGUCACAAGGCUCUUCACCCUCACCUUGUACAUCCUGGUCAUUGGCUUUGGGCUGCCACGGGUUGAGAGCCAAGCCCUGGACCCCGAGAGAGAGAACUUCCUCAGCUUCUUCUUCAACAAUAUCCUCUUCAGAAUGAGUGUGCUGCUGUUGGUGUGCCUCUUCCAGGCCUCAAUGAUGUGGCGCUUCAUCCACUUCCAGCUGCGGCGCUGGAGGGAGUACUGUAACGAGCAGAGCAGUCGGAAGAGAGCAGCCGCCACCGGCACCAAGCAGCAAACCAAACCGCUCAAGAGGGACACAGGUUACCAUGAAAAUGGAGUGGUAAAAGCGGAGAACGGCACCUCACCUCGAACCAAGAAGCUGAAGUCACCAUAG